GUAUGCCGUUUUAUGUUUUAGAUAUUAAUAGUGAGGUUUAUUUCAUCAUUAUACAGAGGAGAUAUGCCGUUUUAUGUUUUAGAUAUUAAUAGUGAGAUUUAUUUCAUCAUUAUACAUAGGAGAUAUGUCGUUUUAUGCUUUUGAUAUUAAUAGGGAGAUUUAUUUCAUCAUUAUAAAGGGGAGGGUUUGCCAUUUUAUGCUUUAGAUAUUAAUAGGGAGAUUUGUUUCAUCAUUAUAAAGGGGAGGGUUUGCCGUUUUAUGCUUUAGAUAUUAAUAGCGAGAUUUAUUUCAUCAUUAUACAGAGGAGGUAUGCCGUUUUAUGCUUUAAAUAUUAAUAGGGAGAUUUAUUUCAUCAUUAUACUGGGAAGUUGAUGUGGCAACAACCAGUUGUUCACAACCAAGCCUUCAAUACACACACAGUUCACCUAUUGUAUAGUAUCACAAUCAUCAAUUUUCAAUAUCGUUAUUGAUUUUCAAAGUUGCUUGUAGAUAUGAAAUCAGUGGAUAAAAUUUUUUCUAUUAUAUUAAAUAUGGUUCCAACUGAAUUAAUCUGAAUACUAACUACCCUAUUCAGUACUUAAAACAUUGUUGUGACGUCAGUUCUUUGUCUUGACAGUACUUUAUUUUUCAUACCGUACUGAACAUAGUCCAGUAUUAUUAAGAGCAGGCCAAUAUUAUGAGAAAUACUGGACUGACAGUAAAAACCAGGAAUAAAGACCACUCUUCGUUGUGCGAGAAAACAUUAAUUAUUUAUCGAAUACAAUAUUCAAGGCAUGAAAUAUUCCAGUAAAUUAUACGAAAUGAGUGUUUCAUGUAUAAUCCUAUUUUACUGUAUAUGAAAUCGUUUAGGCACCACAGUUAUAAAUGCAUGUCACAAUCAUUCAUUUAAACACAUGCACAUUAAAGUCGCAAAUUCACUGUUACAUCCCGGCAGUGAUGUUUAUUUCUUUUCCUGAUCCAAAGGAAACACUUUCAUUGAGCUUCACUUUCUUUGGCUCCGGCGGGGACACUGUGGACGGUUUCUAAAUCAAAUCACUUUACACUCUGCAAUUGUUCCUCGGAGGUGCGUUUGUAGUUGCGAAUCGCAGAUGACCUGUGACCAGUUUUUUCCCGCAAUAAGUUGCCCGUCAACACCCGCAUCAUAAUAGGCGUGUGGCGACAGGAACCCGAAAUGAUUUGUCAAAAAAAACCAAAAAAAAACAUCAAAUCCUGCCUCUCUACAUCUUUUGGCCACAAUCUGUUGCAGCUGAUGUACCAUACAUUCCCCUUAGGGGCGAUUUUUGGUCUGAGAUAUAAUGCAUUGCAUUUUCCACUGCUUGAUUAAAAAGAAAUUUGUAUACAACAAAAAUGAAACAAACAAAAUAAACACUAUGAAAAUAAUUGUUAAUAUAUUUAGGAGAAUUUGUAGAAAUAAUGAAUAAUCUUACUGCAAACUCAUGUACUUUUCAAUCAUUUGAAUCCAUUUCUUCAUGGCACCCGGACUAAAUGCUAAAAAAGGGCUGCGGCUUCUGUUUUUAUACCAGUUAUAGGCAUACGUGUCAGUAUCAUAUUAUUAGGGUUCCCAGAAAGGAACUUGGGAAGUCAAGGUUUGUUUUAUCUAAAAGAUUCUUUCCGAACACCCUUUAUGUACCCUCAUUCACCCAAAAAAGAAAACCAGUUUUGUUGAGUACAGUCUUCAGACAAUAGAAGCAUUCGAAUCGCUUUCCAUGAAGAACAAAACCCUGUUUUGAGGAGUAUCGUAUUAUGACAAUUGAAAUGAUGAGCUAACAGUUUUUUGUGAAUGAAAGAAAAGAGUUGACCUUGUGUGCCAUUAAAGUUUAUGAAUUCCUAAUAUAUCUAAUAUUAAAAACAAAUCAGAAACGAGAGGUUUAAAUAUAUUUGUCUAUACAUGUACCAAUAUAUAUUUGUACGCGUUUUUGAUUUCAAUUUUUUUAUUUUUUUUUUGCGUUUAAAUGCCAGUCCCGUAUCUGACAUAAACCAUCUUCGUCUUGUAUCCCUUACUUAUGUGACCUAAGAAAUCCCCUGAAAUAUUAUCUGUAGUUAUAUUUCUGACUAGAUGAUGCAUGCUUAAUGUAUUUAUAAGUAUUUCAGGAAAACAGAAGCUGCAGUUUUGCAAAUUGAUAUGAAAACAUUUUUAUAUUAUAUCUCUAUGAUAAAGAGAUUCAUUUUGAAAAUAUUUUUAUAUUAUUUCUCUAUGAUAAAGAGAUUCAAAUUGAAGUACAAAUUUUUAUCUAAAGUUCUUAUCAUGUUACCAUUUGGGAUCAAAGUUUGGAAUUUUAUCUAUCGAGUUAAUUUGACUGGUGAGCAUUGUUGUCCAUGAGCCUUUUGUUAGAAUGUUAAUCUCUAGAUUCUAUGCAUUUGUGACAAACAUGCAAUUUUAAAUCAAGACACCAUCCACCUGUUAAACUCUGUGACCAGAAACUCAGUGACUAGGAACUCAGUGACCAGAAACUCAGUGACCAAAACUUACUGACCAGGAACUCAGUGACCAGGAACUCAGUGACCAGAAACUUAGUGACCAGGAACUCAGUGACCAGAAACUUAGUGACCAGGAACUCAGUGACCAGAAACUUAGUGACCCAGAAACUCAGUGACCAGAAACUUAGUGACCAGGAACUCAGUGACCAGGAACUUAGUGACCAGGAACUCAGUGACCAGAAACUUAGUGACCAGGAACUCAGUGACCAGAAACUCAGUGACCAGAAACUUAGUGACCAGGAACUUAGUGACCAGGAACUCAGUGACCAGAAAUAGACGGACACCUUUACAGUGGAAGCUGUGUCGCUGGGCCACCUAAAGAGAAUCAUCGUGGGUCAUGAUGGCACUGGGGCGGGAAAUGGCUGGCACUUGGAGAAGAUCAUAGUGAAGGAGCCCUCUGGUGGCAGAUCCCAUGACGAGGCUGUGUUCCACUGUGGAAAGUGGUUAGAUGAGGGCCAAGAUGAUGGAAAGAUUGUGCGCGAGCUAAAGGUACAGGAGGAAUAUAUGGACGAUAUCCUGGAAAAGCGCAAUUGGGAAUACGAAAAGUGGAAAUUUGAGAAAGACUGCCAAGUCAAGCUGUACUCUCUGGCCUCGGGGAAAGCUGUCCGGAUCAAACAAAAUGGAGCAAUCGACGCGCUCGGAAACGACAUGGAUUUCCAUGCGUUGUUUAACGUGGUCCAACGAAAAGUCAUGGUCAGAAUGUUUAACAGUGUCCCCAACCCCAACUCCUUCAUCUCCAUCGACACCGGGAAAAUGGUCAUGCAUAAGGGCAGUGGUCCUUACUGUGAGUUCAGAUUGAGGGUCCAGGGAGACCGGUCCAUCAUGUUUGAGUCCGUGAAGAACCCGCUCCAAUUCCUGACAUUUGGUGAGGACGGACAUCCGUCUGACGUCAGGGGGAUCCUGGACAAAGAGAAAACACGGAGGUUUUUUGUCUACUGUAAGGGUAUGUUCCGACACCGAGGAGUGCUGAUUCUUUCCACAUCACUCUACCAAGCCAUUAACAUCAACUCGGACCUGUCUAUGACUGCACUAGGUACACCCUCCAGUAAAAUGGCACAGUUCAGAGUUCACAAGGUCACAGAGAAUGGGGUCAGAAUGUUUGAGAGCAUUUCACAUCCAGGGAAAUACAUUCGUCUUAAGGAUGGAAAGAUUGAUUGCCAGGGGAUACGUGAUGAAGCUUCACAUUUUAUUGUGGAGAAGCGCAGAGCUGGGGGAUAUGUCAGCCUGCAGUCUGCUUCACAGAGAGGUCUAUACCUGGGAAUGAAGCCGGAUGGGAGAGUCUGGCCAACUGUGGACACUGGCGUCAACAAUGUACACCUGUAUCCACAGGUUGUCGAAUGGGGAGCGAGGAAGGCUUCUAGCAUUGCUGAGGAAGAGGAAGAAGCAUCUGUAAAAAUGGAAACUCCGAGAGCAGAAACCCCUCCCCCCAAAGUGGAGACCCCACCCCCUAGAGGAGAGACUCCACCUGCCAUUAAGCCAGGCCAUGCAGUGUUUUUGACUGAGGAUGCUCGAUUUCGAGUGGGUGAGGAUGAUUGGAACAUCCACGUGUCAACCAUCGAGGAACUGAAGAAUGCCGAUGUGGCUCUGGUGAUUUAUGGAGAGACAGGAAAUUCUGGUGGUAUCCGAUUGGAAGCGCCACCUGGAAGAGAAAUCUUUCAGCCCAAUAAUGAGGACGGUUUUAGGGCUAGUGUUAAAGUGGGUAAGUUCUAUAAGAUUCGCCUGGAACUCCUCCCUAAAUCAUCGUCAAAGAAACCGUCAUGGAAGGUGAACGAGGUCAAACUAACAAAUGUAGCAACGGAGGAGUCCUUAAACUUCCCAUUCAGCCAAUGGUUGUCACGGGAACAUGACGACAUGGAUAUCAUGAGGGAACUUCCUGCAAUCUGGCAAGGGGAGGACACUCCUCCAGUCUUUAAGUACUAUGUGCUGAUACAUACCGGUGACAUUGAUGAUGCUGAGACAGAUGCAGAAGUUUACUUGAACAUAUUUGGAGAGAAAGGAGACACAGGAAAGAGAGCCCUGCUGAAGUCUAACAACAUAAACAAAUUCAGGAGUGGACAGGUGGAUGUCUUUGAGAUUGAGGCUGUGUCACUAGGAAAGCUGGAGAAGUGCAUUGUGGGACAUGAUGGCACAGGAAGUGACCAGGGUUGGUUCCUAGAUAGGAUCACAAUCAGGGAGAGUGAAGAAUCAAAAGAGGAGUACAUCUUCCUGUGUGAGAAGUGGUUAGACGUAAACAAAGAAGAUCGGCGAAUCGAACGGACCUUGGUUGUCAAGGAAGUUCUACCAGUUCAGGUGGACACCAUAAUAGAGGAAGAAGAAGAGAACACCAUCAAAGAAGGAGACUGGAAGAUAUGGAUCACCACUGGCAAGGAUGAAUCCAUGGCAACUAGUAAUAUGGUAUUCCUGUAUGCUUACGGCACCAAUGGGAGUGCAGGGCCACUGAAGCUGGGAAAUGGGAAGGAUGGCUUCUUCAGAGCAGGAACAACAGACAUCAUCAAGAUGUCAUUUGGUAGUGGUGCUGGUGAGGUAUACAAAAUUCGCAUUGGUCAGAAUGAGGCUUACCCUGGGAGUGGAUGGUAUCUGGAAAAGCUGAAGCUCCAAGACUGCUCUAAUGGAGAUGAGUUUGAUAUUGAGGUCAACAGGUGGUUGUCACGUUCCCAUGACGAUGGUGAUGUCUGGAGAGAGUUCGCAAUUUCCCAAAUUGGAAAAAUUUUACCAGUGGUGACAUAUACAGUGGAGGUUUACACUGGGUCUGAGGAGACGUCCUGCACCACUGCUGGUGUCUUCAUCUGUAUCUAUGGAACACGCGGUGAUACAGGCAAACGCAAACUUUUCAAGUCCAAAACAUCCAACGAUCCAUUCCAAAAGGGGGCACAUGAUGUGUUUGAGUUGGAGGCUGUUUCCCUUGAUGAGGUGGACCGCAUAGUUAUUGGUCAUGACAAGAAAGGCUCUGACCCCACUUGGUUUCUGGACAAGGUCAUUAUUCGUGCUGACGACAAGCCAGACAAGGACUACAGGUUUAACUGUGGGAGAUGGCUGUCGGAGACAGAGGGUGAUGGUAAAUGUGAAGUUGAAUUGUCACCUGGCUGGUUCACAGAGAAAGCCACCAAAUCCAGAGGAGAGUUCAGUUUGUCAGUGAAAACGUCUGAAGAUUCUUCCCCCGCUGGCAGGGGUAAGGUGGACCUGACAGUGUACGGGGACAAUGGAAAGAGUGAGAGCAUCACUCUGACCGCCCCCAGUCCCGGGGACAAACUGUUUGAACCAGGAAACAUUGACAGCUUCACGAUAAAUGUGGGUGAGAUUGGAAACCUUUACAAGAUCCAGUUUACUCGAGAAGACCACCCUAAGUGGAAGGCGUGGUACCUGGAGGAGGUCAAGCUUCAGGACUUGGACACCAGUGAGGUAUUUGUUGUCCGUUGUGACCGCUGGCUCUCCAGGGAGAAGGACGACUUUGAUCUCACCAGAGAGUUCCCAAUCAUCCACGAAAAGACAACUCCUCCUGAAGUUCGGCAGUAUGAGGUGGAGGUAAUGACUGGAAACCACUGGGCUGCAGAGACAGAUGCUGACCUAUUUGUUACUGUCUUUGGAGACCAGGGGGACACGGGGCGACGGAAACUGUAUCACUCCUUCCAGGAGGGAGACAAAUUCCUGCGGGGGAAGGUGGACAAAUUUGUGUUUGAGGCGGUUUCCCUGGGUGAACUUAGUAAAGUACAAAUAGGUCAUGACAGCAAGGGUCAUGGUGCUGGUGUUUACAUCGAAGACAUAAUGGUCACAGAAAAGUCCCAUCCUAACGUCCAGUAUUUGUUUCCGUGCAGAUGCUGGCUGGACGAGAGAGAAGGGGACAAGAGAACAUGGAGGGUUCUGCCAUUACUAGAAAAAAGAGAUCCCUCAAAAGGUUCUCCACAGAGGGAUUUAAGGAAAAAAUCAAAGGGUAAAUGGUCAGUGACUGUGAUGACCAGUGAGGAAAAGGAUUCAGGAACUAGUGCCCAGGUGUACCUGACUGGGUUUGGUACAAAGGGACAGUCUCAAAAACAGCCGCUAGGGUCGGGUCAACAGAGUCAGAGCGAAUUCAGCCCAGGGGCUGUAUCAGAAUUCAAUGUCAGUUUCGGAGAUAUUGGAGACCUACUGAAAGUCCGCCUUGAACACAACAAUAAGAAUGAGUCUCCCUCCUGGCAUGUGGACUGGGUUGAACUGGUUGAUGUGGAUACAGAUGAACACCACAAAGUGUUCGUCAACCGCUGGUUCGCUGUCGAUGAAGAGGACGGACAAGUCAUCAGGGAGUUUUCCAUCAGUCACCCUGGUGACAUGCCUCUCCCAGUAUGCCAGUAUGUAAUUCUGGUGCAGACCUCUUUGACCUCUGACCCUGCUGCCAGUGAAGGUCAGGUCAGCAUCAACAUCCAGGGAGAAUACGGCGACACUGGAGAGAGAAGGCUGAGUGGGAAAUCCCCGUGGAAAUCUGGGGAGGAGGCAUCCUUCAUUAUAGAAUCCAUUAGUCUUGGUGUGCUUACCAAAAUCAAGCUUCAGUUUGAGAGUCAAGGAGUAAGUUGGCUGGUUGAGAGAGUGAGGAUCUUUGAGAAACCCACAGCAAUUUCCCAGACUGUGUUCAAUUGCCAUUCUGUGUUUGACACCAAGAGUGGGGACAGGAAUGUGUCCAAGGAGUUCCCAGCAGCAGCGGUUCAGCCAUGUGAAGUCCCCAGCAAGGUUGUAGAGAAAUACUUUGGGGACAUUUCUCCACCCAUCUCCAAGGGUCGCUGGCAGAUUUCAGUGGAGUGUGGAAAAGAUGGAACGGAGGAUGAUGUCUUCCUGGUGGUGUAUGGGGUCAAAGGUCACUCCACUCCACAUCACAUAAACAGCAAGGAAAAACUCACACCUGGUGCUUUGAUAAUUUCAGAUAUUGACAUUGGAGACAUUGGUGCAAUAUUCAAGAUUCAUUUAUAUUUUGGAGGUGACUUUACAGGAACUUCCUGGUUCCUUAAUAAGAUGAAGAUGAGAGAUGCUGACUCAAAGGAGCAGUUUUUGUUUACUCACAACAAAUUGAUAGAAUGCACAGCUGAAAACCCAACAGGAUUGGUUGAACUUCCAGCCAUUCGACCUGACCUAGCUCCACUUCAAGAGGAAGAGUUCACUUUGUAUGUUUCUACGGGUAACAAAGACUUGGCUGACACCGCAGCAGAUGUAUGCUGUAACCUGAUUGGUGAAUGGGGAAGUUCAGGAUCAAGGUUAUUGUCAAAAUCUACCAAUCAAACUCCAUUUAAACAGGGACAGGUGGACGAGUUUAAGAUUCGAGGUCUGGAGCUUGGAAAGCUGAAGGAGAUGGUGAUCAGUCACGAAGAACAGGGCCGGGGUCGGGGCUGGUUCUGUGACCGAGUAGUGGUGAAGUCCACUUUGUCCAGCAUGCUGAAGGUCUUCCCCUGUAACCGGUGGCUGGACACUGGCUGUGAAGACAGACAACUGGUCAGACAUCUCAAGCCACUGGGACAGAUGCCAGUCAGCAGUCCACCUAUUGCUGGCAAAUCCAAUGGAGACUGGACUUGUAUUGUAAAGACAGCCGACAUUGAUCAGUUGCCUGAUGUAGCCAAAAACCGCAGCAGUAAAUCACGUGAAGUGUCAUUGACAAUAUAUGGCAGCGAGUCGGUGCAGGGCCCCAUAGAACUGAUUAGCAUGCAGGGGGAGGCCUUUCUACCAGGACAGAUUGACACAUUCCCCGACCUGAACUUUGGAAACGUCGGGAAGAUUCAGAAAAUCCGAGUCAGUGCUGGAUAUGAGCAGGAUCCUGACACAGUAUGGACCGUGGAGAAGGUGACCUUGACAGACCGUGACACAGGUGAGGUCUUGGAAUUCGAUUUUUCCCGCUGGAUUGGAGAGAUGGGCGGGGACAUCAGGAAAGAGCUUCCUGUCAUAAAAAUUGGCCAGGGAUUCAAACAAGUCCUCCCCUACCACAUUCAGAUUUUCACCAGUGAUGAAGAAAUGGAUUCUGGGACAGAGUCACAUGUGUUUAUCACACUGUAUGGAAUGGACUCGGACACUGGCAGACGACACCUCCACCUCAACAAACAAAAAUGUUUCCAGACUGGUCAGGUUGAUACAUUUACUGUUGAGGCUGUUGACUUAGGAGAGCUGGAAAAAAUAGUGAUCGCUAAGGGUCCGGGAUCACCGUGGUUACUGGACAAGGUGGUUGUUAAGGAGAAUGAAUACAGUGCUCUUCAGUACAAUUUUGUCCAUGGAAAGUGGAUUGGGAGCAAGGAGACCAAGAAACAGGAACUAGAGGAGACACUCCGACUGAACGAGACUUGGCCGAGUUCUGUCGUGAUUCCGGCUGACCGAGUCAAAAGCAUACCACAGUCUAAUGGAGCUUGGAAGAUCAGCACAGACACUGGUGGGCAGAAAGGAGGAGUGCCCCUGGAUCUGGUGGUCACAUUCAUCGGCAGCGAGGGCGAAAGUGAACUUUGUCCACUCAAGUCCUCCCGUGACAACCCAUUCCAGAUCGGUCAGAAGGACAUGUGUGAGAUUAAGUUUGCUGCUGAUAUUGGCGAGCUGUACAAACUACGUAUUGGUUACCUUGACAACACCAAAAAGAAAGGCUGGUUACUGAGAAGGAUUGUUUGUGAGGACAUUGACACAGGAGAUAUGUUUACCUAUGACCUGAAUGACUGGGUCACAGUGGACGAUAAAUCUGAUGGCUGGAGGGAAAUCCCUGUCCAUUGGCCAGCCAUUAUUCCUCCCAAAGUCCUUAAGUACCAGGUAAUUACAUACCUGGGUGAUGUACACAAGGCUGGCACUGAUGCCAAUGUGUCUGUCUGUCUGUCUGGAAGUCUGGGGAACUCUGGAAAACGUCUUUUGAAACACUCCCUGACAAACCAGGAACGUUUCACACAGGACCAGGUGGACCAGUUUGAAAUAGAGGCAGUGGAUCUGGGAGUGUUACAGAAGGUCACCAUUGGACAUGACAGUCAGGGAGAAGGAUCAGGAUGGUAUCUGAAGAAGGUGGUGGUGAUGGACUCUAUUGAUUCAGUGGACAAAUUCGUAUUCCCAUGCAAUCAAUGGUUGGAUGAGGGAGAGGAGGAUGGUAAGAUAGAAAGGACCUUACUUUUGUCUGCAGAUGCUGUUCUUGAGGAGGACAUAUCCCCCUCACCACAGGUCAGUCAACCCUCUCCAACACCCAGACAGAAAUCCAUGACCCCCACACCAGCACCGAGAGAGAAGACCAAGACCCCAGUCCCUGCUCUCAGGGAGAGAACCAAAACACCUACACCAAUACCCAGAGAGAAGACAAAAAGUCCUGAUCCAACACCACGAGAAAAAACCAAGACACCCUCCGUAACACCGAGAGAGAAGACGAGAAGUCCUUCCCCUGCCCCAGUGGUGGCCCCCGUAGUAGUGUCUGACAAAGUAGAAACGCCUGGAAGUCCCAGGCCUGAAGAAAAACCAGAUUCACCAGAGCCACACAGUGAAAAGCUUCCUUCCCCUAAACCAGAGAAGGCAGCCUCACCAGUAACUGAGGACCUAAAACCAAUGUCACCAAAAACCAGUGAAGAAAAACCACAUUCACCAACCACUGAUGAUGAAACAGCCAAGAAACUAGACACUCCUAGAGAGGAGGAGAAAGAAAUUAAGGCGGAGGUUCCAGAGGAGAGAGACACUGACAAAACAGAGACUUUGGAGGAUAAACCAAACCAGGAGGAAUCCAUGGAUAGACUGACUGACCAGCAGACAGCAGAACCGGAGAAAGCGGUGGAGGAUGAUAAACCACCCACUCCACCACCACAAGAGGGUGCUGUAAAGGUUUACGUGAAAACCAGCUCCACUCCAGGCUGUGGCACCAAUGAUCAGGUGAUUUUGACGGUGUAUGGAGAUGCCGGGAAUUCUGGUCCCCUAAGUCUUGGGGAACCAAACAAGGGAUACUUCCAGCCAGGACAGACCGACGAGUUUGUGGUAAACUUUGACAUUGAAGAACUUGGAGGAAUCCGUAAAAUACGGAUAGAACAUGAUAAUCCACACACUCAGUCUGGAUGGGGGCUAGAUAAGGUUGCUCUGCAUGAUCUGAAAUCAGAUGAAAAGUACGAGUUCCACAUCGGCAAACGUCUGUCAUUUUCAGAUGAAAACGGUGACAUUUCUGUAGAGAUGCCAGCUGAAAACAACUCGCAUGACUUCUGGCCAGUGCGACAUUAUGUUGUGGCGGUAGAGACAGGAACAGAAGAGAAUUCUGGGACAGAUGCCACAGUUCAUGUAACGCUGUUUGGAACACUGGGCGACUCUGGCAGACGUUAUCUUAUCAACAACAAGGAACAGAAUAAGAAAUUCAGAACUGGAAAAGUAGAUACAUUCAUUGUUGAAGCUGUUGAUCUUGGAAGGCUAGAAAACAUCAUCAUAGGACAUGAUGGGAAGGGUCCUGAGUCAGCCUGGUUCCUGGAGAAAGUAUCAGUAAAAGAAGGAGCGGAUGCCAAACAGAAGUAUAUCUUCAGCUGUGGCAGCUGGCUACAAGAUGAAGAGGACUAUGGGAUUGUGGAAGUUGAGUUGUAUAUGGACCGCAUGGAGAAAGAAAAAUCGAAUUUACAAAUCCAAAACCCGACAGAAAAAGAAGAUUCUACUCUACAGAAGCAAAAUGUUGUGAAGGGGGAGGAGACACGGGGAAAUGGAGGGGAACAGGACGGGGCAGAGAAUGUUAACAGUGUACAGGGAACCACAGAGGGCAAGGAGGAAAAAGAGGGCACGAACAGAACUGAUAGUGAAGAUCAAAGUAACAGCAGGGGGGUGGAUCACACAGGCAGUAAGGACACUGGUGAAAAUGACACUGGGGCACAGAACAAAAAUGGCAGUGUAAAUCAGAAUGAGGACACAAAUGUAACGGACACACAGGGUGGAAAUUCAAAGCAGGAUGAGUAAUUCAUUGGCAACCAUUACUAUUCAGAGGGUUUGUCUGUAGAGAGUGGAUCGAAUCCUUCCAUGGUAAAUACUGUUGCAUUGUAAAGGUGCAUGUGAUUAAUGGAGGACAGACCAUAUAAAGAGUGGUUGGUAUUUCUUUGGUGUCAAUAUUUACACUUCACUAUGCAAUUUUCAGUGUUUUGUCACAGUUAGCAAAACAAUAGUGCCAAAUGAUUCUGUCAAUGUCUUGUGUAAUUUCAGUGGGAUUGUACUGUAAACCACUUUAAUUUGUGAGUGAGAAAUAUUUACGAGAUUUGUUACGUUUGCUCACUCACAAAUAUUUUUCACCAUAAACCAUUAAAUUGAUAUUUGCUUGCAUUGGAAGUUUCUCUCCAUUUUGAAUACAACUGUAUUGAUAGCUGCAGAUAGAUUCUUCAAUGCUAAAUCAUGAAUAAAACUCAUCAUGAGUAACGGGGUGGUUCACAGUAAUCCCUGUAAACUUUCGACCAAUCACAGACCAUGCUUCCAUUCCACAAAUAACCUGUUCCAGUCUCACCGCUUGCCACAGUGAAUGACUCAUUUUAUUUCAUUAUGUUUGAAUACAGACUGAAGUGUGUAUCGAAAAGUUCUGUGAUAUGCAAAUUAUCUGUGAUAAAUUGUGUUUUAUUUCAUCAAAGAAUUAUUGGGUUUCUUUUUACAUGACUAGUAUAUUCACAUUUUGACCACCGAAUGUCAGAAGUCUGCUUUUGACGUAUAUAUAGUUCUGAUGUAUAUGCUUGUAUUUAUAUUUUCAUUUUCAAAGUACAAGUAUCAUAUCUUUAGUUACAUGGAGAAUUUGUUGAUAUAUUGUAUCAUUUCAUCAAUAAAUUAUUUGUGGUUUUAUUUUUAUUUUUACAUGAUUAGCAUAUUCACAUUCUGACCACCAAAUGUCUUUAAUCUGGUUGUGACAUAUUGUUUUAAUGUACAUGUAUUUAUAUUGUUAAAGUACAAGUUUUAUAUCUUUAGUUACAUGGAGAAUUUGUUAUAUUUUUAAUAAUAUGUGCUGCAUUUAUUGUAAUUAAUCAAAAAAUUAAAUUUUUGCAUUUA
Molecule: messenger RNA, 12423 nt
Organism: Ostrea edulis (European flat oyster)
Lineage: Eukaryota; Metazoa; Mollusca; Bivalvia; Ostreida; Ostreidae
Product: lipoxygenase homology domain-containing protein 1-like
Exons: 57
Coding region: 2983-11358 (2791 amino acids)
Biological process (GO): intracellular signal transduction
Molecular function (GO): growth factor activity
Source: RefSeq, a predicted model, not a curated record